GCGCUCGCCCGCGCUCUCUUUCGCUUUGGUCGCCGGCGGGAGGAGAGCGGGGCCUCCCUCCACUUGGAAGCUUUUUCCUCGUCGCGUUCCCGCCGCCCCCCGUCCCGGCGCGAGGCUCGGGGAUGCCCGCCAGUAUGUUCAGCAUCGACAACAUCCUGGCCGCCCGGCCGCGCUGCAAAGACUCGGUGCUGCCGGUGGCGCCCAGCGCCGCGGCCCCGGUUGUCUUCCCGGCCCUGCACGGAGACUCGCUCUACGGCGCCGGCGGCGGCAGCUCCUCGGACUACGGCGCCUUCUACCCGCGUCCAGUGGCCCCUGGCGGUGCGGGCCUCCCGGCGGCGGUCGGCGGCUCCCGCCUCGGCUACAACAACUACUUCUACGGGCAGCUGCACGUGCAGGCGGCGCCCGUGGGCCCAGCGUGCUGCGGGGCCGUGCCGCCGCUGGGCGCCCAGCAGUGCUCCUGCGUCCCGACGCCCCCAGGCUACGAGGGUCCCGGCUCCGUGCUGGUGUCCCCGGUGCCGCACCAGAUGCUGCCGUACAUGAAUGUGGGUACGCUGUCGCGCACGGAGCUGCAGCUCCUCAACCAGCUGCACUGCCGGCGGAAGCGACGGCACCGCACCAUCUUCACCGACGAGCAGCUCGAGGCGCUGGAAAACCUCUUCCAGGAGACCAAGUACCCGGACGUGGGCACGCGGGAGCAGCUGGCCCGGAAGGUGCACCUCCGCGAGGAGAAAGUGGAGGUCUGGUUUAAAAACCGGCGUGCCAAAUGGAGGCGGCAGAAGCGGUCUUCGUCGGAGGAGUCGGAAAACGCGGAGAAGUGGAACAAGACCUCCUCCUCGUCCUCGAAAACGUCUCCCGAGAAGAGGGAAGAGGAAGGUAAAAGCGAUUUGGACUCGGACAGCUGACGGCCGCGGGCCGCGGCGCUUGGCCGGCUCAAGGACUUGCACAGACAGACGAUGCUACUUUCUUGCACACGCGCUGCCUUGCGGGAGGGGUCGAGAAAGAGGAACAGGAACUGUAAAUAGUGUACAGGGCCCGGGUCGGCGCCUGGGGACAUGCGCCCGGGCUCAUAGCCCGGGGCCGAGGCCUGGCUUCCCACCGUAGUAUUUAAAGUUAAGUUAACGGUGACAGUACAAUAAAGUGAUGGCGAUGUAGA
Molecule: messenger RNA, 1153 nt
Organism: Chinchilla lanigera (long-tailed chinchilla)
Lineage: Eukaryota; Metazoa; Chordata; Mammalia; Rodentia; Chinchillidae
Gene: Gsc
Product: goosecoid homeobox
Exons: 3
Coding region: 123-902 (259 amino acids)
Biological process (GO): regulation of transcription by RNA polymerase II
Cellular component (GO): nucleus
Molecular function (GO): DNA-binding transcription factor activity, RNA polymerase II-specific; RNA polymerase II cis-regulatory region sequence-specific DNA binding
Source: RefSeq, a predicted model, not a curated record